AUGUGCUCUCUCAGCGCGGCCAAUGCCAAGUUCUGUCUUGACUUUUUCAGAGAGCUGAGCAAAAGAAAAAGAAAUGAAAACAUCUUCUUCUCCCCACUAAGUCUCUCAGCUGCCUUUGGGAUGGUUGUCCUUGGAGCCAGGGGGAGCACACUCAAGCAGAUAGAGAAGUGUGAAGAAGCUGAAGGAGUCCAUUCCCAGUUCCAGGCCCUGCUGGCUGCGGUCAGUGAACCCAGACCAGGCUGCUCUCUCACCAUUGCCAACAGGCUCUUUGGAGAAAUUACUUAUCCGUUCUUCCAGCAAUACUUGGAUUCCACAAAGAAAUUCUAUCGAGCAGAACUGGAACCAGUCGAUUUUAAAUACACUGAAGAAGAAGCCAGAGAGAAGAUUAACUUCUGGGUGGAAAAUGAGACAAAAGGUAAAAUCAAAGACCUAUUUGCUGCUGGGUUUAUUGAUCCCUCUACUGUACUUGUCCUGGUCAAUGCUAUAUAUUUUAAAGGAAAGUGGGCAGUAGAAUUUAAGAAAGAAGACACUAAGGAAGCAUAUUUCCAACUGAACAAGAAUGAGAAGAGGACAGUGCAGAUGAUGUUUCAAGAAGGUUAUUUUAACAUGGCCAUCAUAGAGGAACUGAAAAUGAAAGUGAUAGAGCUCCCGUACUUUAAUAAUGAACUGAGCAUGUUCAUUCUUCUUCCUGAAGUUGUCUGUGAGGACUUUACUGGCCUAGAACAGCUUGAAUGCACCCUCACAUAUGAAAAACUAGCAGGAUGGACCAGCUCGGCCAGGAUGCAACAUUUGAAAGUGAAGGUGUACCUGCCGCAGUUCAAGAUGGAGGAAAGUUAUCUUCUCAACAAAACCCUCCAGGAGAUGGGCUUGAUGAAUGUUUUUGACUGGGGAAAAGCUGAUCUGUCGGGAAUCUCUAGGAAAGAUGGUUUGGUUGUGUCCAAGGCCAUCCAGAAGUCCUUCGUGGAAGUCAGUGAGGAGGGCACUGAAGCAGUUGGUGCCAUGGGGCUUUUUCCAGUGCCUCUGUGUAGCCCAGUUUCUUAUGAGUUCAAAGCUGACCAUCCAUUCCUCUUCUUCAUCAGACACAAUCCAACCAACACUAUUCUCUUCUUUGGAAGAUAUAUCUCCCCUUAA
Molecule: messenger RNA, 1131 nt
Organism: Eurypyga helias (sunbittern)
Lineage: Eukaryota; Metazoa; Chordata; Aves; Eurypygiformes; Eurypygidae
Product: leukocyte elastase inhibitor A-like
Exons: 6
Coding region: 1-1131 (376 amino acids)
Biological process (GO): negative regulation of endopeptidase activity
Molecular function (GO): serine-type endopeptidase inhibitor activity
Source: RefSeq, a predicted model, not a curated record